GGAUGUUUCUUAUUUUGGCCCCUCUUUCCCUUCUACGCCGACACGUAUAAUAAAAUCUUGCGCCUACGAAACCUACGGAAAGUUUAGCGAGAAACCUGAACCGCUUCAAACUUUCCUCUAUAAACAGCCGCAUUACCAGGUGCAUUUCUUCGGCGUUGGUGCAUCAUCCCAAAUCAUAAUUCUUAUUACCAUUUCCACCGAACUUUUGCGACCGAUUCCCAAUACUAACAGCCCGCCGCUUGCUCUUGACCUGCGUGCCCACCCCACGGCCGUCGACCGAAUCGAUAUUUGCGCAUCAUGGCUGCGAACGGAACGCAGCAGGGUUUCGGACCCGAUGAGGUGCACCAGGCUAUGCUGACUAUGCGGGGUGGGGACUCAGACAAGAAGAAGAAAGCCCAUGAAUAUCUAGAGCUCUUCCAGAAAUCCUCGGCAGCAUGGACUACGACCAUCACCAUACUCCAGUCAAACGCCGAACCGGACAUAAAAUUAUUCGCCGCGACGACACUAAGAGGGAAGAUAACAUACGACCUAUCGACACAAGUACCUGCGCCUGAAAUCCCAGCCGUGAGAUCUCAAUUACUAGCGCUUCUGAAACGUUUUGCGCCAGGCCCGAAGCCGAUCAGGGUACAAUUAUGCGUGUGCUUGGCAAUCCUAGCCAUACAGAUGCAAGACUGGAAAGACGUACUGCCUGUUGUCGUAUCAUCUCUUGGCGAUGAUGUCGAAAGUCAUACCUGCAUCUUGGACUUCCUCAGGGUGCUACCGGAAGAAGUGACCGAGGGACGGAAAAUCACCUUGACAGAUGAAGAACUCACAUUGAGAACCACCGAAUUACUAGAAGGAAAUGCUCCGCAGGUGGUGCAGCUCCUGAUUAAUUAUGCCCACUCAUCACCGGCGGCUGCGACAAAUCCUCAGCUUUUCGAAUGCAUAACGUCCUGGUUACGCGAGGUUCCCGUCAAUGAGAUCGUCAAGUCCCCGCUGUUAAACAUCGUCUUCAAUGCUCUUGAGAGCGAUGUCUCCUUUGCUGCAGCUGCCGAGUGCAUCCAGACCAUGGUCAGGGAGACGAGAGAGAUAGACGAUAAUAUCGAAACUAUCCAGGUACUCUUACCGAGAGUUGUUGCUCUGCAGCCCAAGAUUCAAAAAGUAGCCGAAGAUGAAGAUUUCGAGUCCUAUAAAGCUCUCACCAAGUUGUUUGGCGAGGCUGGUAUUGCAUGGGCCGUCGCUAUUGCACGCGAACCUAGCCAUUUCAGAGCCCUUGUCGAUGCUAUUCUUGAGUGUGCUGCGAGGGAUAAGGACAGAGAAGUCAUCGAGUACACGUUCGAGGUCUGGUACGAACUGAAGCAGUAUCUCGUACUAGACAAAUACGUACAAUCUCGUAUGGCGCUCUUAGAUAUUUUUGCGAAACUUGUCGAUAUUCUCCUCAAACAUCUCGAGUACCCCGACUCGGAAUCUGGCAACGAAAAGGAUUUGUUUGACGGGGACAGAGAGGCAGAAGAGAAAUUCCGGGAGUUCCGUCACCAUAUGGGUGACACCCUAAAGGACUGUUGCGAGAUCAUGGGUGUUUCCGAGUGCUUGGCAAAGGUUCUUGAUGCCAUCAAGGUUUGGAUGCAGAAAUACGCAAGCUUGGCGAGCGGUGCCUCAGUGCCUCAUUGGCAACAGCUUGAAGCACCCUUAUUCUCUAUGAGAGCUAUGGGCCGCAUGGUGACGAAGGACGAAGAGACCGUUUUACCUCAACUCAUGCCUCUCUUGGUACAAAUACCAGCCCAUGAGAAACUGCGUUUUGCAACAAUCAUGGUGCUGGGAAGAUACACGGAGUGGACAGCUGCCCACCCAGAGUUUCUCAGUUCGCAGUUUAACUAUAUCGUUUCUUCUUUCGACACAAGCUCAAAGGAAAUUAUGGGAGCCGCCGCCAUGGCGAUUAAAUAUUUCUGUAUGGAUUGCAGAUACCUCCUCGGCGACCAGAUCGUUCAACUUCAACAAUUUUACGACCAAAUCCUAGACAAGCUUCCCGGGCUCAGCCAAGAAGAGAUCACCGAAGGAGUCGCCGCGGUAGUAUCUGUGCAGCCGCAGGAGGAGAUAUUCAAACUACUCAAGCUCUUCUGCGAUCCCUUAGUCCAAAGGCUAAUGGCUAAGGCCAACGAGGCGGUAGAUAAGGAGAAAAAACUCGCAGUUGCUGACCAUUUACAGUUGAUUACAAUAUUCGCCCAAAUUGUCGUCAUGCUACCUCCCGUUGCGCCUGGACAGGAGGAUCCAGCGGUGAAAUACUGGCAAGAGGUUUUCCCGAUAUUAUCUAAGAUUCUGGAAAGCUUCCUCGACUUUACUCCCAUCUGCGAACGAAUAUGUCGUUGCUGGAGAUUCAUGGUGAUUUCCCACAGGGGAGCUAUGGCACCAAUUCUCCCUGAUAUGGCGAAUCAGCUGGCGAAUGGCUUUACCGCAUCAAAGCAAGGUUGCUUCCUAUGGGUCACCGGUGCUAUCCUGCGGGAAUUCUCUGAUGAUCGAGAGCACGUGGAACAGGCUAUGACAGAGCACAUCUAUCUUUUCUUUGAGGCUCAAGCUACAAAUGUUCUCCGUUUCCUCAGCGCGCUAUCACCGGCAGACCUCCCGGAUGUAACCGAGGACUUCUUCCGCCUAGUUGUCGACGGACUCUUAUACUAUCCUCAGAAAUUCAUCACCUCAUCAAUAUUCGGUCCCGUAUUCGAAGCCGCCCUCUCCGUUCUCAUCCUAGAGCAACGCGAACCUUUAUCUGCUACCCUUCAUUAUAUCCGAGAUGUUCUCGGAUGGGGCACCGCAUUUUCGCCUCCGCCAUACGACAAAAUGCCGGCUCCGGUGGCUGAACAGCUAAAAGCUAUUGUGAAGCAGCUCCUCUUAGCCCAAGGGGAGACAUUGAUCAAACGCUUACUCGCUGGCAUGAUGAUCACAUUCCCGAAAGAUUGUUUCGCUGAUGCUAGUGGCGCCUUGUUAACGCUAUUCGAGAUUUUCCCGGAGCAGACAGCCGCGUGGGUGGACCAAACGCUCCGAUUGCUACCGGAGGGGACUGUCUCAGCCACAGAAGUUGAUCGACUCAUGACUAAGAUUAAGGAGAAGCUGAGCACCAAUGAUACAGGUGACGUGCGACAAAUACGCUCAAUUCUCCAGGAUUUCACCAAUACGUACAGAAGGAGAUAUGUCGCACCCCGGGACGGCUUAGGAGCGUUGGAGGGUGCACGAUUCCGAUUUUCCGGUUAGUAAUCAGAGUUGGAUACCUACUAGUGGUCUCACGUGGUGUCAUGCAGCUGUUGAUAUCAGGCCGUUGGUAGCACUGUUUAAAAAAAAAAAAAAAAGCAAACCCCCGCGGUCGCGCAGCUAACGGCGUAGAUAGUUCAGAAGUAAUCAUACCUUGUCGGGCGUGGGGCGGCGAUAGUGGCGUAGAUUGGCAGUGAAAUGGGAGUGUAAAAGAAAGAUACCUAUACCUUUACCUACGAGUAAUUUUUCUGCGGUUAGCAGACCUGAUCAGCUCAGAUCACCGCGGCAAGAUAGCCCAGAGAUUGUACAUAUGCCAACUUUUUAGAAAAUCGAUAACUAGUUAACUGGUAAAAGCUAUUCAAUAUUGCGUCAGACAGC
Daldinia caldariorum is the source of this 3597-nucleotide messenger RNA. Its product is annotated as ARM repeat-containing protein. The transcript is spliced from 6 exons. Gene Ontology annotation, biological process: protein import into nucleus. NCBI's taxonomy places the organism in Eukaryota, Fungi, Ascomycota, Sordariomycetes, Xylariales, Hypoxylaceae. Gene Ontology annotation, molecular function: small GTPase binding. Gene Ontology annotation, cellular component: cytoplasm; nuclear membrane. Bases 298 to 3222 code for a protein of 974 amino acids. The record is from RefSeq and is a predicted model, not a curated record.